Rhodotorula toruloides NP11 is the source of this 1857-nucleotide messenger RNA. Its product is annotated as molecular chaperone DnaJ. The coding region runs from base 1 to 1857 and encodes 618 amino acids. The transcript has 6 exons. Gene Ontology annotation, cellular component: cytoplasm. The record is from RefSeq and is a predicted model, not a curated record. Lineage: Eukaryota; Fungi; Basidiomycota; Microbotryomycetes; Sporidiobolales; Sporidiobolaceae. Gene Ontology annotation, biological process: protein refolding; response to heat. Gene Ontology annotation, molecular function: ATP binding; heat shock protein binding.
AUGGCACGCACACACAACAUCGUACAACUCGCAGCGCACCACCGCCCAGCUUGCCCCGCCCCGUUCGCACCACUCCGCCGCCAUCCAUCUCCGACCAACUCGAGGGCGUACUCGAGACCCGCUGCGGCUGCGACGACCAGGCAGAGACACGGCAAGACUCGGCUGGGCAGCUGGAUCACCGCCGGACAGGCGCAGGCAAAGGGCCAGCGAUCAUUCCAUGCGUCUAGUCGACAGCUCGCAAAGAACCCGUACUCGGUCCUCGGCGUAGGAAAGGAUGCUUCGACGAGCGAGAUCAAGAAGGCGUACUACCAGCUCGCCAAGAAGUACCACCCCGACUCGAGCAAGGAGCCUGGCGCGAAGGAGAAGUUUGUCGAGAUCCAGGAGGCCUACGACACCCUCUCGGACGACAAAAAGCGCGCCGACUUCGAUCGCUUCGGCUCCGCCUCUCAACAACCGGGCUUCGACUCGGACGCCUUCGCGCGCGCCACGUCCUCAUUCGGCGGCGCAGGCUUCGGCGACUUCUUCGGCGGCGGCGCAGGAGGCGCUUCAGGCGCCGACAUCUUCGAGUCGUUGUUCGGAGCGUUUGGGCGCGGCGGCGCGGCGGGACCACGACAGACCCAGCCUGUUGGCGACGACAUUGACGUUUCGAUCUCUGUUCCGUUCAUCCAAGCCGCCAAGGGAACGAGCAAGACGAUUCAGACCAGUCCCGUCGUCGACUGCCACACCUGCCAUGGCUCGGGCCUGCGAGAAGGGAUGAAGAAGACGACGUGCGGCUCGUGUGGCGGUACGGGGACGAGGACGUUCACGAUCCAGAGCGGGUUCCAGAUGGCUAGUACGUGUGCGGCGUGCGGCGGGUCGGGGAGCGUUGCGCCCCCUGGAUCGAACUGUGGGACUUGCGCUGGCGUGGGCAAGGUCAGGGAGAGGAGGAGCGUAGAGGUCAAGAUCCCUCCUGGUGUUGACGACGGCAUGCGGAUCCGACUCGACGGGAAGGGCGACGCGCCCAUCGGCGGAAAGGGGCGGAACGGCGACUUGUUCGUGCGGAUCAACGUCCAGCCCAGCAAAGUCUUCACUCGCCAAGGGUCGAACCUAUACGAGACGGUCAGCGUGCCGUUCUACACUGCGAUCCUGGGAGGUCGCGCGCCGGUCAAGACGCUCGAUAGGGAUGUCGAGGUCAAGGUCCCGCAGGGGACGCAGCCGGGCGAGGAGAUGGUGUUGCGAGGACGCGGCGUGAAGAAGUUGUACAAGGAGGAGUAUGGCGACUUGAUCGUCCGGUUCAACGUGUCGAUGCCGAGGUCCCUCACGCCCAUCCAGCGCAUGAUUCUCGAGCAAUACGUCCGCGAGACCGAAGAGCCCGGCUCCUCGUCCACCUCGCCCUUCACUUCCUCUCCCUCUCCCGACUCUCCCCCCUCCCCGCCUCCAUCCGACGCUCCCACCCCUCAAAAGCCCCGAGUAGACACCGACGCCCCCGGCUUCACACAACAAGCCCGACCGCCGCCUGAGGAUGCCGAGACGGGCGGGCAGAAGUCACAGUGGUGGGCGAGUUUGGGGGACGACAUCACUUCUGCGCCGAAGCGCGAGGGGAAGGAGGGGAAGGAGGUUGAGGAGGAGGAAGUGAGGCAUGCGAAGGAGGUGUUUGAGGAGAUUGCGAAGGAGGAGGUGAAUAACCUCGAGAAGGAGAAGGCGAAGGGUAAGAAGGGCGUCAAGAAGGAAGGAGAGGAGGGAGAGGACGGUCAUUCGUUGCUGGGCGACUUGUGGAAAGCCGGCAAGAAGAAGGUCAAGCAGGCGAAGAAGGCGGUCUGCGACGGUGACAAGCAGGACGCCAAGCCCAAGGAGGAGCAGCCCGACUCGAAGAAGUGA